Molecule: messenger RNA, 2006 nt
Organism: Panonychus citri (citrus red mite)
Lineage: Eukaryota; Metazoa; Arthropoda; Arachnida; Trombidiformes; Tetranychidae
Product: protein dopey homolog PFC0245c-like
Exons: 4
Coding region: 651-1763 (370 amino acids)
Source: RefSeq, a predicted model, not a curated record
AACAGAAGAAGAUAAAGAAAGAAAAAAAGAAAGACCAGUUCAGAUUACUAUUUACUCCUUCAUCGUCAUCAUCAUCAUCAUCUUUGUCACUUUCCUUCAUUCACCAGUAUUAACAGAGAGAGAACGAGAGAGAGAGAGAGAAUCCAAAACAACAACAAUGUUCAGAGAAUUACAACUUUAUCAUUUUUACCUGUUCUCUUGUUAACUUUCAUAUAUAAUUUUCAUUUUCUCUUCAAUUGUGAUUAAAUUACGUUCUCUUGGUGUGUAUCUAACUGUUCAAAUUGAGCAUUUAUCUUCAUCGGCCUUGAAUUUUAUUCUCCAUCAUCAUCAUCUUUGCUCUUCUCUCUCUCUCUUCAUCAUUUCCUCGUUCUUUUCAUUCUGGUUGUUCAUCACAAUUUUCAUCUCUUUUUCAUUUCUUCCUCACUCUUAUCCUGAGCUCUAUCCUUCAAUUUUACCUGAAAGAGAACCAGAAAAAAAAGUGAUUCCAAAUCGAUUCUAUCUGAUUAUCGGUGUUAAUUGUUAUCGUUACUCUUUAAUUUACAAAACAUUGUUAACUGUUAAUUUCCAUUAAUUAUCAUGAAAGUAUAACAAUCAAUCAGAUACCAAUUUGAUUGCUUAUUCAUUUUUACUUUUCAUUUGGUUUUCUUUUUAUGGUGAACAUUGUUACACCUUCAGCAUCAGUUUCAAUGCUUUUGGAGAUUGAAAAAUUGGUCCUCGAUGAGAUAUCUGACUUUACACCUCCCAACCAGGGGGUGAACCUUUGUCCAGCUCCGGAAGGACAUCGAGAUCCAAUUGCUAAAUUAUUAUCAUCAAGCAGAAAAAAGCGAAUUGGAUUUAAUUCAAAUUGUGAUUCAAUGAUUAAGAUGAUGAUCCAUUGUGAUUAUGUUGAUUGUGAUGAGGAUGAAGAGGAAGAGGAAGAUGAUGAGUAUGAUGAAGAGGAGGAUGAGAAUGAUGAGAAUUCAGAUUCAAGGAAUUAUCAUGAUAAUGGGAAUGAAAUUGAUUCUAAUUGUGGUGAUGAUAAAAGAAGAAGAUUAAGAAGAAGACGAGGUGAAGAAGAGAGAGAAGGACGAGGAGGAGGAGGAGGAGGAGGGGAAGUUGAAGAAGAUGAUGAUGAAGAUAAAGAAAAAGAAAAAGAAAAAGGUAAAAGAAAAGUAAAAGGAAUAAAAGUUGGAACUGGAAUUCGAAAUAGGAUAAGAAGACGAAGACCAACCGGUAAUACUACUGUUGAUACAAAUUCUGCUCUCGUUGAGAUGAAUUCACAACUUUUUCUCCAUGAAGAUGAUUGUUGCCUCUCACCUGAUCUCGAUUCUAGGUCUGGAUCACCAUCACCAGUUCACCUUAUUUCAGGUCCGAAUGGUCAUCGGUCAAACAGCAACAAUAACAGAAAUAGUGAUCAUGGUGUCCUUCAUGAAACUGAUCGUAGGGAGCAAUUGAAUAGUCCUGAUGUGAAUCAAUUCCUAACCCAUGAACCUCCUGAUGGAUGUGAAAAGGUUAACAUAGUGAAAGAUAUUUCUAAGAAAAGCAUUCGACCUUUGAACUCCCUGUCCCAUGUCGUCCUUGCCCCAUGUCCACAGAAACCAUGUAAUCCGGGGUUCGUUUUACUUCCCAGUCAAAGUUCAGCGUUUUUACCCUUGAAUCGACCUUCAAGUGACCAUCUCACCCAUUUGGACAAUAUAACAAAUCGUCUUAACAAUACAGAUCUAAUCGGUAAUGAGUAUUAUCAGUCAAUCAUUAACAAUAAUAAUAACGAGAGCAACAAUUAAGCUAAUUGUUUGUUGAUCAGACAAAAAGCAAGGAUCAAAAAUCACAAUCAAAUUGAGGAAACAAAAGUAAAUCAAUCAACUUGUUAUCGGAUCCUGAACAGAAUCUCAAUUAACUAAAAAUACUAAUUACAAUUAACGAUUCAUUUUGAAUUUUCGACAAUUGAUUUUCUUGCUAUUCUCUUGAUUUUUUUAUUUGAUUAAAUAUUGGUGACAAUUAAAAUCAUUCAUAUUAUUGACUAUUGA